AUAUGUUUCAGUGUGUUUAAGAACGUUACGACAGCAAUACGUAAUACUUGACACCACUUUCAUUUCAUUUGAUUUAACAUAAAUUUAAAAACAAGUUUGCAGCAAAACCAAAGGGACAAAAUGGAAUCAAAAAGUUCUUUUGAUUCCAAUUGUAUGUCUUUAACUCGUUUUGUUCUUGCUGAACAACGAAAAGUACCAACUGCAACUGGUGAUCUCUCACAAUUGUUGAAUAGCAUUCAAACAGCUGUGAAAGCUAUCAGCUCAGCUGUAAGAAAAGCCGGUAUUGCUAACAUGUAUGGAAUUGCUGGCACAACAAAUGUCCAAGGGGAAGAAGUAAAAAAGUUGGAUGUACUCAGCAAUGAAUUAUUCAUUAAUAUGGUAACAUCCUCAUUCACCACAUGUUUACUUGUUAGUGAAGAAAAUCCAACAGCCAUUGAAGUCGAUUGUGAGAAACAUGGAAAAUAUAUUGUUUGUUUUGAUCCACUUGACGGAUCAUCCAACAUUGAUUGUCUAGUGUCCGUGGGAUCUAUUUUUGGAAUCUAUAGAAAAUCCGAUAAUACCGAAAUGCCAUCAGUUAAAGAUGCCCUUCAGCCAGGUAGAAAUUUAGUUGCUGCUGGUUAUGCACUUUAUGGAUCUGCCACAAUGAUGGUUCUCUCAAUUGGUCAAGGUGUUAAUGGAUUCACUUAUGAUCCAGCCAUUGGAGAAUUUAUAUUGACCGAGAGAAACAUGCAGAUACCAAAGAAAGGAAAAAUAUACAGCAUCAAUGAAGGUAACGAAAAAUCAUUGGGUCCAGAGAUUAAGGAAUAUAUUCAUUCAAAAAAGUAUCCGACCAGUGGAAAACCAUACAGUGCACGGUACGUUGGUUCAAUGGUCGCCGAUGUACACAGGACAAUAAAAUAUGGAGGGAUUUUCAUGUAUCCGGCGACAAAUGAUAAUCCAAAUGGAAAACUUCGUUUGCUGUAUGAAUGCAUUCCAAUGGCAUUUAUAGUAUCUCAGGCAGGAGGUCUUGCAUCUAAUGGCGAAGUAGAUAUUUUAGACAUAAUUCCAUCAAAUAUUCAUCAGAGAUCUGCCAUUUUCUUGGGAUCAAAAGAGGAUGUAGAAGAUGUAUUACAACAUAUUAAAAAACAUAAAAGCAAAUAAAGUGACGCGUCUGAAAAAAAUUUGAAAUUUUCUUUUUUAUAAUGUAUAAUGUUGAAGAUAUUUCUAAUAAAGUUGUGUAAAUCUGUUAAUAUUA
Messenger RNA from Leptopilina boulardi, 1234 nucleotides. It is a transcript of the gene fbp, whose product is annotated as fructose-1,6-bisphosphatase 1. The record is from RefSeq and is a predicted model, not a curated record. Gene Ontology annotation, molecular function: fructose 1,6-bisphosphate 1-phosphatase activity. Gene Ontology annotation, cellular component: cytoplasm; cytosol. The coding region runs from base 121 to 1140 and encodes 339 amino acids. The transcript has 4 exons. Lineage: Eukaryota; Metazoa; Arthropoda; Insecta; Hymenoptera; Figitidae. Gene Ontology annotation, biological process: fructose metabolic process; fructose 1,6-bisphosphate metabolic process; sucrose biosynthetic process.